Messenger RNA from Lagopus muta (rock ptarmigan), 2977 nucleotides. RefSeq names its product suppressor of tumorigenicity 14 protein-like. The record is from RefSeq and is a predicted model, not a curated record. Bases 358 to 2706 code for a protein of 782 amino acids. The transcript has 17 exons. Gene Ontology annotation, molecular function: protein binding; serine-type endopeptidase activity. NCBI's taxonomy places the organism in Eukaryota, Metazoa, Chordata, Aves, Galliformes, Phasianidae. Gene Ontology annotation, biological process: proteolysis.
UUCUCUCUUUUAUAAAGAUUUAUGUGAAUCCCAUCAGGUGUUCUUUAGAAAUUACAGUAUUUAUUCUAGAUCUGGGAUUUUUCUCACACAUAAAUUGCUUGUGUGUCCUUUCUGUUUUCAAAUAAUGGGAUCUGUGUCUUACUCUAGCAGUUAGGAAAACAAAGAGUUACAGUGACGGCGACUUUUCCUCCCCACCUUCUUUGAUUGCAGAUCGGCUGGCUCCAGCUUUCAGCAGUAUGGCAAAGGUGAAAUGAGAGAAGCCUGGUGUGCGAGCUGGUGAGCAGUACGCUAUUACUGGUUUAUGUUUAAGGAAUGAGGUUCAUCUAGGAUUUUUGUUAUUGCGUUUCUCAAGGCAUCAUGACACCGGCUUUUCCCUCCAGACGGGUUUCUGUGUACAGCAUACCAGCUCCAUACCACCCUGAGCAGGCUGAUGGGCAGGAAAAUCUGUAUAUUCGCUACUGCACAUCCUACCAGAAUGGCUUGCAUCAGAAGUACUAUUUCUUCAAAUGGAUGAGACCGUGUUUCUGGAGAAGAUGGCUUCUAGGAAUACUAUCUCUAGUUUCUUUAUCAGUUGCAGUAGUUGUGCUAGUCCUGCACUAUUCGUUCUCUCCAGCUUUCUCUUUAAUAUAUAUUGGUGGAAGUGUAGAAAUUCCUAAUCUGACUUACACAAAUGAUCUCAAUGAUCCCAGCUCCCAGAAAUUCCUUCUGCAAGCGGAAGCAAUCCAAAAUUAUCUUGCAGAAUCCUAUGAGUGUUCCACCUUGGGAAAGUAUUAUUUGAAGUCCAUAGUGGCUGCUUUCAGUGAAGGAGAGUAUGGACUUCGAGCUUACUACUGGAAUACAUUCUGGGCACCACAAGAUAUUACUGGCUCUCUUAAAAAGUUAAUCCCAUUGGAACAAAAAGAAAUGAGUAGUAAACAAAUACCUCACAUAUUCAGUACUUCUGGGGAAGGAGAUUUUGAUCUUGUUACAAUGGAGCUUUUUGUUUCAGAUUCUACAGAAUACGAUGUGAUGCUAAAAUCAGCAGUAUCCUUUGACCUGUAUGCAAAGCCAGGUAACAACAGAACUCUAACUCUGCUGAAUCCCAAGAAGUCUUUUUAUCAAUGGAGGUUGCGAGUUCCUCCUAACUGCGUGGUGAGACUGGUAGUUACCUCUUUGCAUGUUGUUGCUUCAGAGAGCUGUGCAACUCACCGUUUGUCUGCAUACGAUUUCCUUCUUCCUCUGCAGAACAAGAUCAUUACAAGGUGGUGCGGCUCUGGAGCCUGGGCUCCUCCAGUUAUACGUUUAACUUCUUCUAGUAAUGUCAUGUUACUUACCAUCUCACUGGACCAGAGAGAAGAAAGGAAUAUACUAAAAGCUCACUUUCAAGCAAUCCCUAAAAUCAUGUGUGGUGGUCAUUAUAUUUCCUGGAAUGGAAGUCUGAGUUCCCCUUACUACCCAAGUUACUACCCACCAAACAUUGACUGCAGCUGGAUCAUCCGAGCACCCUCACCUGCCUACAAGCUCUCGUUAAAAAUCCUUGCAAUACAAAUUCAAGAGAAGUCUCCAGGGUCCAGUAAAUGUGAUAAAGACUGGUUAGAAAUUGAUGGAGUUAGAUACUGUAAAGAUAUUUCAGAAAAUGGCAGAAGCAGAGAAUAUGGCUAUUCUGUUGCUAUCAACUUCCAUUCCGAUGAACUAGUCACCCAUAGAGGAUUUUAUAUUGAAUAUAGAGCCUUCAGUAACACAGACAGUUGUGCUCCAGAGCAGUUGAACUGUGAUGAUGGAAAAUGUAAGCAUCAGUUUAAGACCUGUGAAGGUGAUGAUAGCUGCAGGGAGGACAGCAGUGAAAACAACUGUUCCUACAAAAGUUGCUUGCCUUAUACUUACAAAUGUCUUAAUGGAAAAUGCUUGCUGAAACCAAAUCCUGAGUGUGAUGGGAAAAGAGACUGCACAGAUGGAUCAGAUGAAAUGAACUGUGCUUGUGGAAGACACCAGUUUAAGAAAAACAGGAUUGUUGGAGGUGAAGAUGCACAAUCUGGAAAAUGGCCUUGGCAAGCAAGUUUACAAAUAGAAGCACAUGGCCACGUCUGUGGUGCAUCUGUUAUUUCCAAGAGCUGGCUUGUAUCUGCUGCCCAUUGCUUUCUGGAUUCUGAUUCCAUAAGAUACUCUGCUCCAUCAAGGUGGAGAGCAUAUAUGGGCUUACGCACUGUUAAUGAAAAGAGCAAUCAUGUAGCUAUGAGAGCAAUCAAAAGGAUUAUUGUCCACCCACAGUAUGACCAAUCUAUCUCAGAUUAUGACAUAGCCCUGUUGGAACUGGAGACACCUGUAUUCUUCAGCGAGCUGGUACAGCCCAUUUGUUUACCAAGCAGCUCUAGAGUAUUUCUUUAUGGAACUGUCUGCUAUGUAACUGGCUGGGGAGCCAAAAAAGAAAAUAGUCAUUUUGCCAGAACACUGCAGGAAGCUAGAGUGAGAAUAAUUAAUCAAAGCGUUUGCAGCAAGCUGUAUGAUGAUCUCAUCACAUCGCGCAUGCUCUGUGCUGGGAAUCUUAAUGGUGGCAUUGAUGCAUGCCAGGGAGAUUCUGGAGGUCCCUUGGCCUGCACAGGAAAGGGAGAUAGAUGGUACCUUGCUGGCAUUGUGAGCUGGGGUGAAGGAUGCGCCCGACGCAAUCGUCCUGGUGUAUACACUAAGGUGACAGCACUUUAUGACUGGAUUCGUCAGAAUGCAAACUGAUUUUUGAUGUGCCGUGGAGAAAAUGCAGGUCAUCUCCAUUACAGAAGCUGCUUCCUAUGUUAUCAUGUACGUGAAAAUGCUGCUGGCUGUUUUACUGUGAAAGAAAGCACGAUCUUAAUGCAGAAAUGAUCAUUUGUCAUUCCCUAGUGGUAACUGUUUGGAUUCAGACCAGCUUCAAAUAACUUCAGGUUCCUUAUAGAUUCAUAUGUCUUAUUCCCUACCAGCAGAAGCAGGGUUCCCUUACAAAUUAAAUUUGUAUCUGGAAAAAAAA